Messenger RNA from Copidosoma floridanum, 1284 nucleotides. It is a transcript of the gene bigmax, whose product is annotated as helix-loop-helix-leucine zipper transcription factor bigmax. Lineage: Eukaryota; Metazoa; Arthropoda; Insecta; Hymenoptera; Encyrtidae. Gene Ontology annotation, cellular component: nucleus. Gene Ontology annotation, biological process: regulation of transcription by RNA polymerase II. The record is from RefSeq and is a predicted model, not a curated record. Gene Ontology annotation, molecular function: RNA polymerase II cis-regulatory region sequence-specific DNA binding; protein dimerization activity; DNA-binding transcription factor activity, RNA polymerase II-specific.
UAGUGUUAGGCUACAUUCAUACCAUGUUAUGAUGUUGUAUAGCAUCUACAGUAGUAUACGUUGAAAAAGAGCAAGCUAAUAACAUAAUAAAACAAUAAAAAUAAUAAUAAAAAAUGAUAACAAUAUAAUCUUUGCUCGAGUGCAGUGCGGAUAGUGAAGGUAGAAGCAGGACUCCUGCCACAGGAGGGUCGUUCAUUUUUCACACUUAUCCAGCUGUGUUCUGUGUAGCCAAGUGUCAUCUGUAGCCAACAUAUAUAGUCCAGGAUGGACGACGUCUCUCAAUCGCAACAGUAUGAACUGCGUAUGCGCAUGGCUGGAGGAAACAACAAUGGCACAGGCUCCUCUGAUGGUGAUAACAAGCUGGAACCUUCCAGUCCCAUUGACAAGAACAAUUUUUCUCGGUGUAACAGCACAGGCUCUGUGAAUACUCCGUCUUCCUCUGCUCACAAUACUGAGGAUGAAGAUAGUGAUAACAAAAGUUCAAUGUUAUCUUACAAAGAGCGUCGUCGGGAAGCUCACACUCAAGCGGAACAAAAACGUAGAGAUGCCAUCAAGAGAGGAUAUGAUGCGCUUCAAGAUCUUGUGCCAAACUGUCAGCAGCCAGAAGCUUCUGGUUAUAAAUUGUCUAAAGCCUCUGUUCUCCAAAAGUCCAUUGAUUACAUUCAGUUUCAACUACAGAAAAAAAAGGAUGAAGAGGAGGAAAGAAAUGCUUUGCGUAAAGAAGUUAUAGCUUUACGCAUAAUGAAAACGAAUUAUGAACAGAUAGUUAAAGCUCACCAAACUCAACCUGGACAUUCAGAAACACGUAUUUCGGACGAAACUAAAUUUCAAGUGUUUCAGGCUAUAAUGGACCGUUUAUUCUUAUCUUUUGACAAUAUAUCAGUUGCAAAUUUUUCUGAAUUAUCUGCUUGUGUAUUUAGUUGGUUGGAAGAAAAUUGCAAGCCACAGACUCUCCGAGAAGUUGUGAUGUCUGUCUUAACUCAGUUUGCUAAUCAAACAAGCUAGUACACGCGUUAUUCUAUCUUUGUAAUAAUUGGUUUUAUUAUUACACACUGUGAUUUCAUACAGAAAUCAUAUUUCAAAGUACAAAUCCAAAUGAAAAAUGUUAUUUUUAUUAGUGUACAAAAUAACUCAACCAAAAAAAAUUUCUAAAAAUUAAUCUUGUAAGGAUGAUUAUUAGCUAUCAUAGAGACUCCAGUAAAUCUGAUGGGGAUGCAAAUGUGAUAUACAAAUGUAUAAAAUUAAAAAUUUAUGAAAAAAUUAUUCCUCAAAAUAUUUGUAAGU